Porites evermanni is the source of this 4373-nucleotide messenger RNA. The record is from the annotation of a GenBank genome assembly. Lineage: Eukaryota; Metazoa; Cnidaria; Anthozoa; Scleractinia; Poritidae.
UCCAUAUAUUUACGUUACUAUUAUUUCCUUUCGCGUUCCUAUCCUAAGUACUUAGCUUUCUCAAAUAUAUACGGAUCGCCCAUUUGGCACUAGAAAGUAAAAGAGCCUGAUCUUUUCAACUCACUUGACAACAAGAAGAAAGAAGGGCCGAGUUUUAUGAUUUUCGUGCAGACUGAAUCUAACCGACACAAAGACUCAAACGCGCACAUCGACAAUGUACGCUAUCUUUAUUUAAUCCUGUUUUUGUUCCUACUGUUCGUUUGCGUCAUGCCCAGGUAGAAAGUCAAUGUAGAUUUUUUUGGCGUUUAUUCGAAAUCCUUUUGUCAGGUUAUUCAGGUUGCCAUAGACAGAGGAGAAUGAACUGAAACACUUGUGAUCGUAUCUUAAUUGCAUCUUAGCUGUCUACAUCAACGGCAACAUUUCGUUCUGUAUAAAGAACACAGUGAUACUCAGCUUCUCUAAUCCUCAACCUUCUGCACAACGAGGGAAGAGCCAAGGGAAAAGAUUCCGUGAUGAAUUCAAACUCUAGCUUUGAUUUUCAAAACAUUUUUGCAGGUACUGUAACGUCUGCACGCAAAACUAGGUCCUUGAUGGUAUGGAUUCUUAGUUAAAAGCACAGUUCACACGAGCUUCAUCCCGCCAUGUUAAACACUUUGUUCUCUACCCAUAGUGCUCCUGUACUCGAAUGCACAGACUGCCCAUUAUUUACAUUCAUUAACCUAUGACAUUUGUCUCUUUAAGUCUGACAUUUAUCCAAAACAGUUUUUUGUUAACACGGUUUUCAUGGUAACCAUCUCUUGACAUCUAAAAUCAAUCACAUAUCAUCAUCAUCAUCAUCAUCAUCUUCUGAAAGUGGGCAAUAGUGUACCGAAGUAAGUGUGACAUUGUGUUUUAAUCUCAUAUUCCAGUUAUACAAAUCCAGAUUUGAUGGUGUGGUCAUAUAUUGCUUUGACCCUAUUUUUCAAUUUCGAACACAAUGUCACAUCCAAGAUGACAGCUCUUUAGAAUUCCGAUGCAUUCUACAUGUGACAAGUUGCAAGUGCGUUAUUCUAUUGACAUUGUCACAGUUCUGUUGAAAUACCUAGGCGUAAUAAAACCUUGCUCCACCAGCUCAAAAAAUCGAGGGCUUUUCCAUCUUCAGCAGCUUCAAGAAAGACUCGGCCACCAUAUUAAAACAAGUCUGUUUCGUUGCUCCUACAAGUAUAUACUUGUUUGCGUUCACAAUUAAGAUGCACAAUACAUAUUGAAAUUGAAACUAAACGUUUUGUGAAGAACCGCGAAAAUUGUAACGUACAAGUCCAUAAGUCUAUUGUCUACUUGCGAAUAUUCCAUUUUCCCAAUUAUUCUUCAUGACACGUUAAUUACGUACUACACUCAAGUCUUCUUGGUAAGUGAAGGAGUGUAUCUAUCCCUUGGCCGAUGUAAUUUCCGCUUUUCGUAAAAAUGUUACGACACAACAAAACCCCUUGGUUAGUUUAUUGACACAGUAAGACAAACAGUCAUUACAAUUUUUAAUUAAACGUAAAGUUUUUCAGUAUUAUCUUAUUUCCAUGUAGUAUAACCAGAUGCACACUGUACUAAUCAUAAGCCAACACAUAAACAGCAACCCGGUAAAACCAAAAAAUUUGGAGAAAAAGCGAGGACUGUAAAAGGUGCAGGUAGAAAACAGUUUAUCGAACUUGUUUUGUGACAGGUAAUCAAGAAAGCAAAAGUUACAGGGAAAGAAACAUCCUUAGAGGUUACUAAACGUCGGUUCUUGAGUUAGUAAGCCAUAGUAUAUCAACCGUUGUUAACACAGUAUUCUAUAGCAUAUUUCUAUCAUUUUUUAAAGAUUCACAAGGAGUUUUUUUUUGCUAGCCAAUACUGGUAAUGAAUUGGGUAAAGCAGAGACUAGACAGCAGUUAUUCUCGUUAUUGCCUCGAGGGCGAGUUAAUGAAAUCACCAUUAUGACCGAUAUAAAAUAUGUAAAAACAAAUAACUAUAACUGAACUAUUGCUUGUGAUUUUGAAAACCUAAGGAUGGGUAAGUGUUUUCAAAGGCUUUUAACCCUAUUCAGAAAGCGUUUAUUUUUGCUUCUGCCCCCUCUACAACUUCAAAACCUUCUCAUAAUACGGCCAAAAUUCUAUAGAAUGGCGUACUCAUAAUUUCCAACAUCCAGUUAUAACUUGACUGGCACAAUGACGUAAUUUGACGUCAUUAUGACGCUAUAUUAUUGAAUUUACUGGCAGAACCCAAAUUUCAUCAAUUUUCCCCUUAAAGUGGUCAUAAAGGAAAAAGCCUACGUAAUACUUUAUCUGAUAAAAACAUAGAGUUUGCUAACAUAUAAUCUUUAACAAUAGCAGUGAUGACAUCAUGACGUCAUCUAAUAUAACAAAAGGUAAUAGAACAAUCCGCCAUGAUUUUGGAUCUGUCAUUUUUAAUUAAUUAAAUGUAUUCCAAUUUGCUUAAAACCCAAGGUAUAAAACACGAUAAUCGUGAUAGAAAUUUUGAUCUAUGUAUAAAAAGAUGCUUACUGAUGUGACCAAAACGCUGUUAUACUGAGGUUCCAUAUCAUUUAUUAGCAAGUUUAUAGGUGAUCCACCCUAAAGGUUUUUAAAAAUUGUGCGUAAAUAAGGUACAAUUAACGCUUCCCUCAGAGGGGCACCUUUAUAUUGAAAAAUGGAAAACCUUGCAUACUGGAAACUUCAGAAAUUGAUUACCAAACAUCAGAAAAGUGAAAUGUUUACAUUUAUCGUGACGAAUGCUAGCGAUGUAAUUGAAUUUGAUGGCGAUUCGGAUCUGAAAUUAACAUUGAUGUAGAGGAAGUCUAUGCGCUUAUUUCAUUGGUUCAAAAAGACCGGCAUCAUCUUUAUAAAGCAUAUUUUAGAGAUUGUUUGACUUUUGAACUUCUAAAUGAAUCCUUAUAGAGUACCGUGAGGUUAAUCAAAUUUCUUUAAAACCGCUCAAAGCUUCAUUUCUCGAAGCAGACUGUGUUUCAGAAAAUUGGCUUUUGCCUAACAUUUUGAUAUGAUGCUGAUCUAUUAGUGGCGAAACUUUUGUUCGUGAAAGACUUUUCAUUGUUAUAUUUGUUUUUUGGGGAUAUGCAAAUGCGUAAAUCAAACACACCUGUUCAUCGAGCUUUGCAAGCACGUCCAAUCGAUUAUCGCUUUAGUACGAAAUCUUAAUCGUGGUCUAUCAUAACUCAUUUCUUUCAACAAACUAUAGCAAUUACCUUUUUUUUUCUUACAGAAGAAACAGCCUGUGAUACAAAUCCCCCAAGGACAAACAGCUCGUGAUAAACGUCUUUGGAUCUACUUUCUGAUUGAACGCCAAACAAGCAACGAAGUCAACCGAUAAGCAUCAGACACAAGACAGUCACAUGAUAUAGAUCUCAGAAGGGCAGGCAAACUACUAUGGCAGACUCUGGAAAUAAUCCGCAGUCUUCCUUCGUUCAUUCAUCUGGAAUUCCCUUGGACACGAUUCCCGCCAUUAUCAUGAUGGUUAUUAUUCUGUUAAUAAACGGUGGUGUGAUUCUCCUCAUUUGCUGCUUCUCCUCUCUUAGAACCACCAGUAACCUUAUCCUCUGCAGCUUAGCCGUGUCAGAUUUUCUCGUGGGUUUCUUGGGUAUACCUCUCGUUGUCGCAUGCAGCGCUACAUUUUUAACUCCAGUUUGCCUGAGUGCCAACACAUUUUUCACUUUUAUGUCAAAGUCAACGGUGCUACACAUCACUGCCAUGACUUGCGAUCGAUACAUUUACAUAAAGUGGGCUAUGAGGUAUCGCCAUAUCGUCAACCGCUUCAGGGUCUUGACUGUUCUGGGAUUCAUAUGGCUCAUAAGUCUGUCUUCUCUGAUUCGACUGUCAUGGACCUCGCACGUCAACACCCACAGCGCCGCAGAAGACCUGGCUCUUGUUCAAGAAAAAGACACGACCUACCUCCUAUUCAACCUCACCGUUUUUUUCGGAGUUUUACUGAUUGUUAUGGUUGCGUUAGACGCACGCAUGUUGCUGUUAAUACGGAAGCAACGCCGAAGAAUAUCACAGGAAAACUUGCCAGCCGAUUUUUUAAGACACGAAAAGAAGAAACAACGGCGUAAAAGAAGGGCUGUCCUGACAUGCGUAUUGCUGUUAUGUCUUUACGUGUUAUUUUGGUUGCCUUAUUUCAUUCUUGAGCUCGUUCUUCAGGAUCCACAUAUCCCAGAAUUCGUUAUCACUACUAUUUACUAUCUAAGGUUGUGCCCAUCGCUCUUCAACCCAGUGGCGUACACUUUAAGAAAACUUGACUUGAGGAGAAAAGCAAAAUACAUUCUGUAUACGAUAUUUACUUGUCGGCCCCUUAAGGGCAUGUCACAAAGACCCUUGAAGCAUGUGCAAAGUAGUCUAGCACACGUGUGA